Messenger RNA from Funneliformis geosporum, 201 nucleotides. Lineage: Eukaryota; Fungi; Glomeromycota; Glomeromycetes; Glomerales; Glomeraceae. The record is from the annotation of a GenBank genome assembly.
AAAAAAAGUGGAACAUCUUAUCUAAAGAUAGCAUAUAAAGAGGUAUUAUUUCCCGUCUACUUUACUGGGAUAGAAACUGUAAAGCAAAGUAAAUUUCAGCUUCUUAAAUUCAUUGGAGAAAAGAUUAUGAAAGAGGUUAUAGAUAUAAAUAAUAUGCGUCCAAUUCAUGAAAUUGUUGAAGAUACUCUUAGAGAAAGCUAG